Molecule: messenger RNA, 969 nt
Organism: Lactuca sativa (garden lettuce)
Lineage: Eukaryota; Viridiplantae; Streptophyta; Magnoliopsida; Asterales; Asteraceae
Source: RefSeq, a predicted model, not a curated record
AUGAAAGAUAUUGGAGAUGAUUUUUUUGCUAUUUUAGUAGACGGGUCUCAUGACGUGUCUUGUAAAGAGCAAAUGGCAUUGUUUUUGCAAUUCAUGAACGAAUGUGGAUUAAGUCCACAUAUGAUCCGAGGGAAAUGUUAUGAUGGAGCUAGUAACAUGAGAGGUGCAUUUAAUGGAUUGGAGACCUUGAUUAUGAAAGAAGUGGAAUCUGCACAUUUUAUUCAUUGGUUUGCUCAUCAGUUACAAUUAGCACUUGUGUUUGUUGUAAAGAAUCACUCUGACAUUAAUGAUUUUUUUGAGUUGAUUUCUCGUGACAUCCAAAGUGGUAUAGGUUUGAAUCAAGAAGUUAGUAUCAAACGACCCGGUGAUACUCGUUUAGGUUCACAUUAUGGUUCACUCAUUUUGAGUAUGGAAGAUCCAUAUUACGAUGGAUUAAGUCGUCGCAAAGAUUCAAACGAGCUCAACAAUCGCUUUAAUGAAACAAACACAACAUUACUUGUUUUGAUGGCUUCUUUGUGCCCAAGUAAGUCUUUUCAAGCAUUUAAUCUGGAGGCACUACUCAAAAUGACUAAAUUUUAUCCUAACGAGUUCCCAGAACAUGACCUUGGAACACUUAGAGCAAAUCUUCAAAAGUAUAUUGUGGAUGUACAUGGAGAUGAAAUGUUUAAUAACUUGAAGGGAAUUGGAAACAUAACAAAGAUGAUGGUUGAAACAAACAAGCAUACCAUAUAUCCAAUGGUAUAUCUUCUACUAAAAUUAGCAUUGAUUUUGCCCGUUGCAACAUCAACCGUGGAACGAGCAUUUGCAGCGAUGAAAUUGAUAAAUAAUGAUUUGCACAAUAAGAUGGGUGAUCAGUUUAUGAAUGAUUGUCUAGUGUCAUAUAUUGAGAAAGAUGUACUAAAUGGUAUUAGCAAUGAUGCAAUUAAAGAUUAUUUUCAAAAUAUGUCAAGUCGUCGUGAACAGUUAUAG